CCGUAAGAUUCUAAAUGAUAACACUAUUGUGUGACUUGUUAUGCAUUCGGAGCAAUUAUCUCUUCUCUUUUUAACCAUCACACCUAUUUCAUUCCCUCAUUCCGUAAUUCUCAACUAUUUAAACAUGCAACAGAGAUUGACAAAAGAAGAAUAUCGUCAAGCCAAAGAGCUUGAUGCAGCUCGUAAAGCAGGUACUGCUCCUGCUGAAGUAGAUGAAGAAGGCAAUGAAAUCAAUCCACAUACACCGCAGUUCAUGUUAAAGGCGCCUUGGUACGUCGAUACCGGUAAAGUGUCUCUGAAGCAUCAAAAGGCACCACAAAAGCGUAAAGGAGUAAAAUUCACAGAGGAAGAUAACUAUUGGUAUGCAAGAGGCAAAAGAGCUGGACCAGCGGCUACGAAAUAUAGAAAAGGCGCUUGUGAAAAUUGCGGUGCCAUGACACAUAAAACAAGAGAUUGUGUUGAACGACCACGUAAAAAGGGAGCAAAAUGGACAGGAGAGAAUAUCAAAGCGGAUGAGAUUAUUCAAAACGUGGAUCUUGAUUGGGAUGAGAAAAGAGAUCGAUGGAAUGGCUACGAUCCUCGAGAGCACGAUAAAGUCAUUGAGGAAUAUGAAAAGAUCGAAGAAGCACGAAGAAAGAUGAAAGCAACUGAACUGGAUAAGCAAGGACCUACAACGACAUCUGAGGCGAAAAAGAUAGCCGGAGUACACUCAGACGACGAAGACAACGAUGAUGAUGAUGAUGAUAAAUAUGCAGACGCAGCAGAUAUGCCGGGUCAACAUGUGAAUCAAAAGACAAGAACCACCAUUCGUAAUUUGAGAAUUCGUGAGGAUACAGCCAAGUAUCUACUAAACUUGGACACAGACUCGGCCUUCUAUGAUCCAAAGACUCGUUCUAUGCGUGAUAACCCACUUCCUAAUCGAUCGGACGAUAGCAUUGAUUUUGCGGGUGAUAAUUUUGUUCGUCAUUCAGGAGAUGCUCCCAAUAUGGCAAAAGUACAAUUAUUCGCAUGGCAAGCAGCAGAUAGAGGAAAUGAUGUUCAUCUUCAAGCUAACCCUACACAAGUGGCUAUAUUACAUAAAGAAUAUGAAUCAAAGAAAGAUGAAGUUCGAGAUACAACACAAAAGAGUAUUCUUGAGAAAUAUGGAGGAGAGGAGUAUUUGGAAGCACCACCGAAAGAGUUGUUGCUUGCCCAAUCAGAAAAUUAUGUUGAAUAUUCCAGAACGGGUAGAGUCAUCAAGGGACAGGAAAGGGCUAAAGCCAGAUCAAAAUACGAAGAAGAUGGUAAGUUGUUGUUACGGUUUUGAUGCUUUCAAUGAUAAGGGCUAACCAAGUUAUGUUUAUGUAGUCUACAUCAACAAUCACACGUCAGUAUGGGGCUCUUAUUGGUCUGAAGGACAAUGGGGAUAUAAAUGCUGUAGAUCAAAUGUCAAGAACUCUUAUUGUACGGGUCAAGCUGGCAUUGAAGCACAGAAGGCGUCUCAGCAACUCAUUAAACAAGAUUAGUCUUAAAAUAGAAACUGAAAUAAAACUUUUUUCCCCGACAUUUAUGCAACUGUUGUGAAAACGGAAAAGGGACUUGUUUUUGGUUUUAGAAGGGAUGGUGCAAUACAUAUGCAAGAUAGUGAAAGGGAAAAUGAAAACUAAGCCGAAAUUGCAAAAUUAAGAAGAUUUUUCAUAAGCUUGGCGUCAUGUAGAAAGGCGUUUCCUUAUUGGGAGUUUAAGGUUAAAAAAUGCUGUGUGUGCUUAUUUAAUGUGUGUGUGCGUGGUCCGUGAUUCCUUUUCCGUUGUUUCCUCCCCCC
Molecule: messenger RNA, 1801 nt
Organism: Mycotypha africana
Lineage: Eukaryota; Fungi; Mucoromycota; Mucoromycetes; Mucorales; Mycotyphaceae
Product: Pre-mRNA splicing Prp18-interacting factor-domain-containing protein
Exons: 2
Coding region: 41-1306 (421 amino acids)
Biological process (GO): mRNA splicing, via spliceosome
Cellular component (GO): spliceosomal complex
Molecular function (GO): pre-mRNA 3'-splice site binding
Source: RefSeq, a predicted model, not a curated record